Molecule: messenger RNA, 549 nt
Organism: Penicillium atrosanguineum
Lineage: Eukaryota; Fungi; Ascomycota; Eurotiomycetes; Eurotiales; Aspergillaceae
Exons: 1
Coding region: 1-549 (182 amino acids)
Source: RefSeq, a predicted model, not a curated record
AUGUCUGACCCCUCGGCCGAGCUCCAAUCCAGCCUUCGCAGUCUGGCCAUUGGCGAAAAAGGACCGGUGCAGGACAUUCUACGCCCGACCACGAAGACCUCCCCUGCGUCAAAGACCAAGAAGGCUAAGAAACCCGUCGCUGACUCAUGGGAGGACGAGACAGAGCCUUCAGACGACGAACCCACACCGCAAGAUGUUGCAUCCCCGUCAAGCACCCUGUCACCUACCAUUAGUGCAGAGGGGCCACUAGAUCCCCCGCCUACGCCUAUCUCGCCGCAGACGUCGCAGUCAUGGGGUCCCGCGAUGCCGGCGCCCACGUCGGCCGGACCGGGCGGUCCCGCUCGCCGGCCAGAGAAACAGACUGCUGUCGCUGGCCGGCUGAUUGCUGGUGCGUUGGGGAUCCGGGCACCCAAGCGCACCGAGGAGCAGCGUGCCUAUGAUCGUGCUACCAAGGAGCAGGAGAUCAAGCGCCGUAACCGCGAGCGCGAGGAGCAGGCUAAGGCCAAGGAGGAAGAGGAGCGUGUGAAGUCUUCUGUGUGGACGGACUAG